GGGAGGAGCAGUGCGCUUGCGUGCCGCCAGCUGCGCAUGCGCAGGCGCUAGGUGGCCCUCGGCGGUCGAAAGGGGAGUUCAAGGAGACGGGGGCGACGCGGCUGCGGCUGCCUCGUCCGGGUCGGGGCUGCCGACAGCAUGCCGGGGAUAGUGGAGCUGCCCACUGUGGAGGAUCUGAAAGUGGAGGAGGUGAAAGUCAGUUCGGCUGUGCUUAAAGCUGCGGCCCAUCACUAUGGCGCUCAGUGCGACAAACCCAACAAGGAGUUCAUGCUGUGCCGCUGGGAAGAGAAGGACCCACGGCGGUGUUUAGAGGAAGGCAAGCUUGUCAACAAGUGUGCUCUGGAGUUCUUCAGGCAGAUAAAGCGUCACUGUGCAGAACCUUUUACAGAAUAUUGGACCUGCAUCGAUUAUUCCGGGCUGCAGCUGUUCCGUCGCUGUCGCAAACAGCAGGCAAAGUUUGACGAGUGUGUGCUGGACAAGCUGGGCUGGGUGCGACCUGACCUGGGAGAACUGUCCAAGGUCACCAAAGUGAAAACAAAUCGACCUUUACCGGAGAAUCCCUAUCACUCAAGACCAAGACCAGAGCCCAACCCUGAGGUAGAAGGAGAUCUGAAGCCUGCCAAGCAUGGCAGCCGCCUUUUUUUCUGGACCAUGUAAAAUGGGUCCAUGGCCCACAUUCAGUCACGCGCCCAGACGACUAUGGAGGAAAACUCACAUGCAGUUUGCAUCGACUGACUGAUAGAGUUCUUUCCGGGAUCACAAACAUUAACAAAAAGUUAAUUUAUGUGACUUGGCAGUUAUUCUAUACCAUUUCCUGGCCAUUAAAAAAUUUAAAGGAAACA
Molecule: messenger RNA, 842 nt
Organism: Miniopterus natalensis
Lineage: Eukaryota; Metazoa; Chordata; Mammalia; Chiroptera; Miniopteridae
Gene: NDUFA8
Product: NADH:ubiquinone oxidoreductase subunit A8
Biological process (GO): mitochondrial electron transport, NADH to ubiquinone
Cellular component (GO): respiratory chain complex I
Source: RefSeq, a predicted model, not a curated record